AUUCUAUUGAAGAAUUCUUGUAGAGUAACAAUAACCUUAUGCCAGUAAGGUAUUCUUACUCAAAUAUCAAGAAGAUGACCAAUGGUUUUAAGGAAAAACUGGGGGAAGGAGGUUUCAGCAAGGUUUAUAAAGCAAGGCCUAAGAGUGGUGGUCUUUAUGAAGUCAAGUUAUUGGGCAAAUCCAAAGGUUCAAACUGUGCUCUUGUUUAUGACCUCAUGCCUAAUGGUUCUCUUGAUAUUUUACUAGAGAAGAAAUUACAACCUUGGGUUGGGAAAGACUAUACAAGAUUUCUCAAGGAGGGACUUGUGGGAUUGAUUGAUUAUUUACACCAAGGCUAUGAUAUGCAAAUCUUACAUUUUGACAUCAAACCUCACAACAUUCUUUUAGACGAUAACUUCAUCCCAAAAAUAUCUAAUUUUGGUCUUGCAAAAUUAUAUCCAACAAAAGAUAGCAUUGUGUCCCUAACUGCAGCAAGAGGAACAGUAGGAUACAUGGCACCUGAGUUGGUCUAUAGAAACAUUGGAGGUGUCUCACACAAGGUUGAUGUCUAUAGCUUUGGAAUGUUGUUGAUGGAAACAGCCAGUACGAGAAGGAAUCUAAACCCAUAUGUAGAGCAUUCGAGUCAAAUUUACUUUCCUACAUGGGUUUCUCAACAAUUCAAAAAAGGAAUGGAGCUGGAAAUAACAGAAGCCACAAAAGAUGAAAAGAGAAUAGCAAAGAGAAUGAUUAUUGCGGCUUGGUGGUGUAUACAGGUGAAACCAAGUGACCAUCCUUCGAUGAACAAAGUGGUGAAGAUGCUUGAAGCGGAUCUUGAAAGUUUAGAGAUGCCUCCUAGGCCCUUCCAAAUGUAUCCAUAUACAACUGAAGAAGAUGAUGCUAAAAUGAAAACCAACUCCACAGAGCUUUCAAGCUCAUCAUAUGAUGAUAUAGAGAUAGAAUCAAAAUCAGUCAGUUUGAUUGAAAAUGAAAAUCAUGCGAAAAGGAUGCAGAGAAGCCUAAUUAAGUAGAGUUUUCUUUAUUCAAGAGUUACACAAAAACAGGAGGUAUCCAUCCCCUUUUGCUACCCACUUCUCACCCCACCUAGAUGUCACAAUGGCUCUAAAUUUGCAUCAUGUUUUUUGGUGUUCAAUUCUCAAAAAAUGGUUAAUUUUCUU
Molecule: messenger RNA, 1154 nt
Organism: Rubroshorea leprosula
Lineage: Eukaryota; Viridiplantae; Streptophyta; Magnoliopsida; Malvales; Dipterocarpaceae
Source: the annotation of a GenBank genome assembly